Molecule: messenger RNA, 1219 nt
Organism: Terrapene triunguis (Three-toed box turtle)
Lineage: Eukaryota; Metazoa; Chordata; Testudines; Emydidae
Exons: 7
Biological process (GO): regulation of immune response
Cellular component (GO): cell surface
Molecular function (GO): MHC class I protein binding; coreceptor activity
Source: RefSeq, a predicted model, not a curated record
AUGAUCUUUGCCAAGUAUCUGGUUUUAUCUUCUUUAGUGGUAGGAGUGCAGUUAUUUCUGUACCAGACUCAGCGGAUCCUGUUCGUUGAAGUUAACGGCACUGCAAAGAUCCACUGUUCUUCCACAGAAAAAAUGGAAGGAGGAGACGUGUUUUGGUAUUUGAGACGAGAAGGUGAGACACCCACGUGCAUUAAGUACUGUUUGGAUAAUCUAAAUGUAAGUAAAUUUGCUUGCAAACAUGAGACACACCUCUCGACACUGGAAAUCAGCAACGUCCAAAAGAAUGAGACUGGCGUUUACUACUGUGCAUUUAUAUACAGCAGCUACCUGCUUUUUGGAAAUGGAACCACACUGAUCGUUGGAGACAGUUAUACCAACAGCAGCUGGGUGAUGCUUCUGGUCCCAUUUCCACAUGAUAUUCAAGUCACUGGGACAGCGAAUCUGGCCUGUGUGAUCCAGGGAGUGUCCAGCCCAGUUCAUGUUUCCUGGAGUGUUUCUGGGGAGCUGCAGGAACAGGGGCUGACGCGCUCAUUGAAAGCAAGAGAUGGAUCUUUAACGCUCAUAAAUCCCAUCAGCGUCCCCAUGGACACCUGGACCAGUGGGAAGAAUUUCACCUGUGAAGUCAAAUUCAACUCUUCUGACAAGAGUGUGAAGAAAAGUACCAGGUAUCCUGCAGCCCCUGACAGCGAGUGCUCACAUUACAUUGGGCCCCUUGCGGCUGGUGCUGCUCUGCUGCUGCUGUGGGUGUCUCUGAGCCUCGUCUGGACCCUCUGCCCUUCCACUCUAGGAUUCCAGCCCAGGAUCUCAGCACCCCCAGCUUCAGAGGAGAACCAGGGUGGGAUCUUAUACGCUCAUCUGGAUUUUGAUUCACGGAAUCUCAACGGGCGCACGAUGCAGCGACCGGCCAGAGGGAAACAUACUCAGCGGAUCCAGUUUGUUGAAGUUAGUGACACCGCAAAGAUCCACUGUUCUUCCAAAGAAAACUUGGAAGGAGGAAGUAACAUGUUUUGGUAUUUGAGAAGAGAAGGUGAGACACCCAUAUGCAUUAAGCGCUGUUUGGAUGAUCAAAAUGUAAGUAAAUUUGCUUGCAAACACGAGACACACAGCUCGACCCUGGAAAUCAGCAACGUCCAAAAGAAUGACUCUGGCAUUUACUACUGUGCAUAUAAAUACAGCAGCUACCUGCUUUUCGGGAAUGGAUCCACGCUGCUUGUUGGAG